This is a messenger RNA of Prorocentrum cordatum, 1745 nucleotides long. NCBI's taxonomy places the organism in Eukaryota, Dinophyceae, Prorocentrales, Prorocentraceae. The record is from the annotation of a GenBank genome assembly.
GCGGAGCCGCGUCCCAAGGCCGUCCGCGAGGCGCUGCGGGACGAGGACGAGGACGGGGCCACCCACGCGCCCUUGUCUGAGUGCCUGGCCGCGGCGCUUAAGGCGAAGGGGCUGGUGCUCAGUUGCCCAGACCCAUUUAUCCCUUGCCCAGCCUGCAAGGCAGGCGAGACGAGCUGGUCCUUCCAGCUGGGCGUCGGGGUCGUGGCCUACCUGCUGCUGGAGGCGCUGAAGGCGGCGCUGCGGCUGGCGGGUGGCCAGGGCCAGCCGAGUGCGCAGCAACUACUGAUGGCUGGCUCGUUCCAUUGCGUGCGGUAUAGAGUGCCAUGGCCUGUGUUCUGGCAUGAGACGCUCACCACUGCCGAGCGCGGGGCUCUCAGCUACAUCCUGACGCCAGACUUUGACGACUACGACGAGCCGAACGCCCCGGGGCCCGACGUGGCUGAGGUGGUCCGCCUGGCUGGGCAGGGUUGCAACCACCCGGCCCUGGCGGCCGUGCGCGUGUGCUGCUUCGGGCGCUUCCCAACGGCCGCGGAGGCUCUGGGCGCUGUGUGGCGGGCAGUGGCAGCAGGCUAUCCCCCUCCGCCAGAGGGGCCGCUGAUGCUGGACUUGGCGGCUGGCAACAUCCUCGGGGUGGCCGCCUGGCAGCGCCCGCUGGCCAACCCCGCGGCAGGCGCGGCGCUGGGCGGCGCGGCACCGGCCGGCGCCGCGGGCGCGCCAGGCGCACUGGCGGCUCCGGGCGCGCUGGUGGCGGUGCCGGGCGCGGCGGCUCCAGCCGCUGCCGGCGCGGCAGGGGUGGGCCUUGCCGGCCUCGUCGCGGCCCCGGUGCCGGCGCGGGGGCGGCGGCGGCCGCAGGCGCGCCGGCGGCCACGGGGGCUUUGGCUGCUCCCGCCGCGGCGCUGCUUGCGGCCGGGCCCGCUGCGGGCGCGGCGCCCGCCGCCGCCGGAGCAGCUGCCGCGGCUGCGCCAGCGACCAGACCUGCGCGCGCUGGCGGCCGCCCGCGACGGGCGGGGGCAGCGGCGCUUGGACUUCCGCGAGGGCGUGCUGGCGCAGUCCGAGCACGCGUGGGCCGACUUCCCAGUCCGCGGGCCUCGGACCACACACUGGGUGCUCCAGUGCAUCCAGCAGCGCGGAGGCUCCCCGCGCGCGCGCCACUCGCGCUGGCUGACCGAGGUGGGGCUGGAUCCAGAUGACGCUGGAGUCGAAAUGCACCUGUUGUGCUGCCGGCUCUUGGAGACCAUGAUCUCGCACGAUCAGUUCAGCGCGUGUGAUCUGGCAAGUGCCGAGCUCAUCGCGAGGACGCUCCAAAUGCAGGUGCGAGGCGACGUCUGCAUUGCCCCCGUCUUGCAGCAGUACGUGUCGGCCGAGCUGACUCGCGAGGUGGUGAUACAGAAGGAGCUCAGGAGGGCUCGUGAGGAGCGGCAGCUGGCAUCAGGCGCUCCAGGCAGCAACGACAAGGACAAGAAGGGCAAGAAAGGCGAGAAGGGCAAGGGGUCAGUGUGCGCCAGGUGGUGGCCCGGGACCCGGCCUCCACCCACGAUGGCUUUGAAGGGCUGCAGGGCCCACCCGGCCUCCAGAAGGUCGGCGGCAACGAGCGACGUCGAGAAGUUCCUGAUGGGCGACGUCGCCAUAUAUUUCAUCCACCUCUUCUCGACGCCAUCGCUGCCCUACCUGCUCCUAGCUCUGCGUCGCGCGCUGUGCGUCGUCGCGUUCUCCGUGGCGAGCAUGACGAGCUCUUCGCUCGAGAG